CCCGCGCCUCCUUGCCGAUAAGGCCAAAGGAGAUAUUUAAAUUUAGAAUCCUUCGCCCUUUCCACUUUUUUAUUUUAUAAAAAAGAAGUGCUUUCGCGCGAAUCUGUUUCGGCCAGUGUGUGUCUGUCUCAUAUCGUGUAUGGGUGCGUUCAUUUGAAAUCAAAAUGUCAAGAGCAUAUUAUACAGUGAAUGAUGAUGUUUACGGGAAGAUUUUAAAAACUAAAAAGGAAACGAAAGCGGAAGCGGAUUAUGCAGAAGUGUUCGAAGCUGUUGAAGGAUUAGAUGCCUUGCUUGCCGAUCUACAGAACUCAAUAAAUCCGGGACGCGUGUCGAGUCCCGGAGCUAGGACGGGAUCGCCGGGAGCGAGGACCACGUCCCCCGGCAGGACGACUUCACCCGGCAGGACCGCCUCUCCAAUCGGCAGAAGUUCUCCAGGACGCCUCAGUUCCCCUGGAGGAAGUCUCAGUUCUCCCACGUCGACGGGAUACGGAUCUAUAAAUGGAUCCAGAAAUAACACCACAGAAUAUAAUAAGCCUAGCUCUCCCACAUACCAGAAUACGUCGACCUUCCACGAGAAGUCAGUACCAAAGUACAACACAAAUCAGAGCUAUGGCGGCCACUCACCAGGGUACCAGACGACAGGCUACGGCAGGACUAGGGGAAACCUUUCAGAACUUGAUACCCUACUGGAUGACUUGAGCAAUGCGCGUUACGGAAAUUAUGUUGAGAAAACUACAUAUAAUGAGAGAAAUGAAGGAUAUUCGAGAGCAAACGGCGCGACCAGUCCAGCGUCAUCCCGGCCCACAGUCGACUCCCUUCUCGAUCAACUCAGCACUGACGUACCUAAUGGUCGCGCAUCAGUAUCACCUGUCCCGCCUUCGCCGGUGGGAUCUGCCGCGGGCACAUUGCCGCGGCCAGGCACCAAGCAGGUGACGGUGACCGUACAGGAGACGGUGGUGGAGCCCGCGCAGGCGCAGCACCAGCCGCCGCCAACUCUCGCGCCGAGGCACCACCACCAUGCCUCCAGUGCUACCAAGGAGCUGGAUGAUCUGAUGGCAUCGCUGUCCGAUUUUAAAGUUAGCGGUUCACCGACAGAGAGCGGCGCACACGUGUACCGAGAGAAGCGCGCGUGGCAGGAGCAGUACCGCACCAAUCCGCGACAGCCGGAGUCCGCCUCGCUAGAGCAUAUGCUCGGCUCCCUGCGGGCAGACAUGAGCCGCCAAGGAGUACAGACCCCCCAGAAGGGAUGCUGCAACGCCUGCGAGAAACCCAUCGUCGGACAGGUGAUCACCGCGCUGGGCCGCACCUGGCAUCCUGAGCACUUCACCUGCGCUCACUGCAACCAGGAGCUCGGCACCAGGAACUUCUUCGAGCGCGACGGCAGGCCGUACUGCGAACCGGACUAUCAUAACCUCUUCUCGCCGAGAUGCGCGUAUUGCAAUGGCCCCAUUCUAGAUAAAUGCGUGACCGCUCUGGAGAAGACGUGGCACACUGAGCACUUCUUCUGCGCACAAUGCGGUCAGCAGUUCGGGGAGGAAGGGUUCCACGAGCGGGACGGCAAGCCCUACUGCCGCGCUGACUACUUCGACAUGUUCGCGCCCAAGUGUGGCGGCUGCAGCAAGCCCAUCAUGGAGAACUACAUCUCCGCACUCAACACUCAGUGGCAUCCCGAUUGCUUUGUCUGCAAGGAAUGCCGCGAACCAUUCCACGGCGGGUCGUUCUUCGAGCACGAAGGGCAGCCAUAUUGCGAGACUCAUUACCACGGCAAGCGCGGUUCGCUGUGCGCCGGCUGCCACAAGCCCAUCGCCGGCCGCUGCAUCACCGCCAUGUUCAGGAAGUUCCAUCCAGAACAUUUCGUAUGCGCAUUCUGUCUACGACAAUUAAAUAAAGGCACUUUCAAAGAACAAAACGACAAGCCAUACUGCCAUGCUUGCUUUGACAAGCUCUUUGGUUAAGAUUCUAGAUUAUUAUUUUUGUCUAUGGAAAUUGCAAACUGUCAAAGUGACAUUUUAUUAAAUGAAAAAUCACAAAUAUCAAACCGAAUGCAAUGUAAAUAUAUAAUGAAUGUAUGAUUUUGGAGAAUAUUAGAAUAAACUAAAAAGUUUGUAAUUUUAAAUUUUGACAUACUGUUAUAGGCUCGAACUUUUAAUGUAUGUACUUUUUUCUUUAAAACCAGUAUACAAAGGUUUCAUAUGAGAUUAAACUUGAAAAACGGUGCGAUAAAUUUUUACGACCUAGAACUUAAUUUCUUGGAUAUUGACAUUUUUAAGAACUACUUUAUAUAAUUGUAUUUAUUUACCGCUCAAACUUUCUCUAAACGAUUCCUUUUACAAAACAUAAUAGCAAGUAUUCAUUAUUAAAAAAUAUAUUACUUCAUAGAUUUGUAAAAAAAAUCCCUUUACAAUUACAUAUUCUAGUGAACUGUGACUAAAAGGUGUAUGUGAUGAAAAUUAUAGUGUUGGUUCUACAAAAUAGUUUCGAAAAAAAAAUAUGUAAAAAUGUGCUACACGAACGAAAAUGUCACAGACAUUUAUUCGAUCUAGGUUAUGUUUAAGUCUAUGAGAUUGUUGACUCAGUACUGCCACAAAUGUAUCAAUUUAUAUUUAAACAAAAGAAUAAAAAAAUAUUUUUUUUGACAUUUUCGAAAUUUGAAUAAAUUA
Molecule: messenger RNA, 2660 nt
Organism: Papilio xuthus (Asian swallowtail)
Lineage: Eukaryota; Metazoa; Arthropoda; Insecta; Lepidoptera; Papilionidae
Gene: Pax
Product: paxillin
Exons: 9
Coding region: 165-1955 (596 amino acids)
Source: RefSeq, a predicted model, not a curated record